CUCCUACCAAGAGAGCCCGAGGCAGCGCCCAUGCAGAUGACUGGGUGUACCUCGCAGAGAUAUACCACAGUAUGGAAGAAAAGGAUGUGGUGCAAGGCCUGUUUGAGGACAAGAUUGCUGAGGCGUGUGCUAACUCUGUGAGGGAGGCUCUGCAGGUUGAGGAUGAGAGGCGUUGGAAGUUUGCUUUGCAGCUUUACACCCAAUCUCUGCCAAAAAGCAAAGACAGUCCUGCAGAGAACUUUCUGUACGAGGCUUGUUUCAAGUGCUUCGCUCACCUGUCAGAUUGGACAAAAUUGAAUGACACCUUGAAGAAAGUUCAGCUGGAGGGUGUACUAGAUGAUAUUUGGACUGAUGACUGGAACAAAGACCACCUUUUGCCCUGGCUGUUCCUGUCAGAGAUCCACUGUACGCAGAACACCAGUGUGCUGUCUGUGGCAGACGACUUCAACAGUGCCUUGUCACAAUGGCUGGCUGACAACCGGAAGUCUGAACAUAUCAGGUCACACCUGGGGGAGUAUCUGAGUGUCAUAGAAAUAGUAAAGGAUGACGUACAGCGAAGUAAGAUGACCUGCGAGAAUAGUCUCCUGCAGUUUCUGAGUACGUGGCAACAGUUGGACUCUCUUUCCAACAACCUGCGAUCCCACCACCUGCUCAGUUUGCAAUCCAUUAUGGACAUCCAUCACUUUCUAUCACUACCGUCCACUGCGUCAGGUGACUGGGCCAACAAAGUUAACCGCCUUCUGGAUCAGUGGAACAAGACUGACCCUACAGCCAGAGAUGAUCUCGUCGCCUGGGAGACACGGGCUGUGUAUAGGAAUAUAUUUGCUUCUAAACUGGAGCCCAGUGCAACAGUGGAGAGUCUCAAGAUGAAACUAAAACGUUUUAAGGCUGAAACUCAACUGAAGAUUGUGAAGUGUGCUUUGGAGCAGCGGAACUUUUAUGUCACCUCUAAGUACACAGGGAAAACUAAACACGAGGUGAGCGUUGUAGCAGAUAGAAACUGGUGGGAACUGUACAAUUCCAGAUGUUUUCUGCUCAGGGCUCAGCUGGAGCGGGAUCCCACCAGCCUUAAGGUGCAGAAGACUCUAAAUGCUUGGGAAGGCAUCAAGAGGUUACAAGGAAGAAAUUCAACAAUGGGCCUGGAGGCUUCGCUAAGUCUAGCCCUCCUUUAUCACACUGCCGAGUUCUACUCAACAUUGCUGUGUGUAGUACAGAAGGCUCCUGCUGUGGUGGACCAGUUGGCUGAAGAUGUGAGACAGAGGCUAGACCAGCACCUAGACCCUACAGCGGGGGAUAUCCCGUCCCAGCUGAAGACCCAAGUGUUCAACUGCUUGCAACAAGCUGUAGGAGUGGCCCAACGAGCCGAUAGUCUGGCCGACUCGUACUUUCAGACUGGUUCGCUUCUGUCACAAGCAAGAAGAUCCAAUGUACCAUGCUGAACUGAUAAAGUCACUGCUGAGGGCGAUGAAGCAUGGCUCAGCGGAGGCUCGAAGGCUCUUUCCUUGCUUAUUGGAGCUCCCAUUGCUUCUUCACAAGGAUCUGUUCAUCAAUGAAAGUAGCCAAGUACCUGAGUGGAUGUUUCUGACUUGGGUGAGUCAACUGUUGGCUAGCCUGGACACAGAGAUAGGGAGCGUGUUGGCACGACUGCUGGUACAGCUGGCCACUGUC
Molecule: messenger RNA, 1668 nt
Organism: Homalodisca vitripennis (glassy-winged sharpshooter)
Lineage: Eukaryota; Metazoa; Arthropoda; Insecta; Hemiptera; Cicadellidae
Product: DNA-dependent protein kinase catalytic subunit-like
Exons: 12
Coding region: 72-1439 (455 amino acids)
Source: RefSeq, a predicted model, not a curated record